Molecule: messenger RNA, 1950 nt
Organism: Symbiodinium natans
Lineage: Eukaryota; Dinophyceae; Suessiales; Symbiodiniaceae
Source: the annotation of a GenBank genome assembly
AUGGCGACCGCAAGGCCCGUGGUCUCCGUGUUCAACUUCGAGAACCCGACCGAGAAGACCGGCACCGUGAAGAUGCCUCACGUCCUUACCUCCCCCCUUCGCCCGGACCUCGUCCGUGACGUGCACAUGAACAUGAACAAGAACAAGCGCCAGGCCUACGCCGUCAGCGCCAAGGCCGGCUACGACACCGCCGCCGAGUCCUGGUGCACGGGCCGCGCCGUCGCCCGUAUCCCGCGUGCGCCUGGCGGUGGCACCCACCGCGCUGGCCAGGCCGCCUUCGGCAACCAGGCACGCGGUGGUGGCAUGUUCAACCCGACCCGCAUCUGGCGCCGCUGGCACCGCCGCGUGAACGUCACGAAGAAGCGCCACGCGGUGGCGGUGGCCCUGGCCGCCAGCAGCCUCCCGCCACUGGUCAUGGCCCGCGGCCAUCGCAUCAAUAAGGUGGCCGAGCUGCCCUUGGUGGUCUCCGACGGCCUUGAGUCGCUCACAAAGACCAAGGCGGCUGUCCAGGCCCUCCAGAAGCUGGGCUGCGGGGAGGAGCUGCAGAAGAUCAUGGACUCCAAGAAGAUCCGGGCCGGCAAGGGCAAGGCGCGCAACCGCCGCUACGUGCGCCGCCUGGGCCCCCUGGUGAUCUACAAGGAGGACAACGGCAUCACCAAGGCCAUGCGCAACAUCCCGGGAGUGGAGACGGCCCACGUGGACCGCCUGAACCUGCUGAGGCUCGCCCCGGGAGGCAACUUCGGCCGCUUCAUCAUCUGGACCGAGGGCGCCUUCAAGCGUCUCUCCGAGAUCUACGGCACGGCCAAGGGCGGUGCGCCCAUGAAGAAGGGCUACCACCUCCCCCGCGCAAGCAUGCAGAACGCCGACCUGGCGCGCAUCAUCAACAGCACGGAGGUCCAGUCCGUUCUCAGGCCCAAGCUUGAGCCCCCCACCAGCGCCAAGAAGGCCAACGCCCUGAAGAACAAGGCCCUCAUGGAGGAGCUGAACCCAGGAGCCACGGAGCGAAAGGCUGCAGCGCAGAAGGCCAGCCAGAAGGGUACCAGCGAGUUCGAGCAAGUGCAGAAGAGCAAGAAGGCCCGCAUUGAAGAGUCCAAGAAGUACAACAAGGACAACAAGAAGGGUGAUGACACCUUCUACAAGACCCUCAUGAAGGCCUUUGAGGCCAGGGCUGCGGCCGAUGCGGCGAAGAAGGCUGCGGCGGCAAAGGAGGCUGCCGGGGAGGACGAGGACGAGGUCUUGCAGUACGAUGACGUCUGCAAGUUGGACUUCGGUGUUCAAGUAGGCGGUCGAAUUGUCGACUGCGCCUUUACCAUCGCCUUCAAUGAGAGGUACGACCCCAUCAUCGAGGCGAGCCAGGCCGGUACCAACACCGGAGUCAAGGAAGCCGGCAUCGAUGCGCGCUUUCAAGACAUCGGGGCCGCCAUCCAGGAGACCAUCGAGUCCUACGAGAUUGAGCUCAAUGGCAAGACCUGGCCCAUCAAGCCGGUCCGGAAUCUGAACGGCCACUCGAUCGGGCCCUAUCAGAUCCACGGUGGCAAGUCGGUGCCAAUCACCAAGAACCAGGAAUCCUCCAUCAUGGAAGAGGGGGAGUUCUACGCCAUUGAGACCUUUGCCUCGAAUGGCAAAGCGUACGUGGUCGAGGAUCUGGAGUGCUCGCACUACAUGAAGAUCUUCGAUGCGCAGCAUGUGCCUCUGCGGGUCAAGAGCUCCAAGGCCCUGCUCCACGCGAUCGAGCAAAAUUUUGGAACCUUAGCAUUCUGCCGGCGCUGGUUGGAUGACCUUGGCCAGACUCGACAUCUAAUGGCCCUCAAGAACCUGGUGGACAACGACAUCGUCCAGCCCUAUCCGCCCCUUUGCGAUGCCAAGGGCUCGUACGUCACGCAAAUGGAGCACACCAUUCUGCUCCGGCCAACGUGCAAGGAGAUCGUCUCGCGAGGCGACGACUUCUGA